This is a messenger RNA of Perkinsus marinus ATCC 50983, 855 nucleotides long. RefSeq lists its product as hypothetical. NCBI's taxonomy places the organism in Eukaryota, Perkinsozoa, Perkinsida, Perkinsidae. The coding region runs from base 1 to 855 and encodes 284 amino acids. The transcript is spliced from 10 exons. The record is from RefSeq and is a predicted model, not a curated record.
AUGUGUGUAUCGAUCUGCAUUGGAGAAGGUCUCCCUCCCCCACCAGCCUGGAGCCGACGACUCCACGGCCCCAGUGUGAAGGUCUCGGCGAUGGAGACAGAAGACUGUGUUGAUGCAGAUGAGGCAUUGGAAAUCCAUGGAGAGGAUUCAAGUACAGCAGUUGGCAGUAUCAGCAGUAGUAAGAUGAAGACAGGAUGCAUCUGGUCCCUUGUUGAGACGGGCAGUAUCAGAAAAAACUACUUCUCAACAGCAUCAGCCCGGAGAAUUGGUGCCACCACUAGCACCUCCAUCGCGACGAGCAGUUUCGGCGAGAGAGACGACGCCUGUUGGGUUAAACCAUGCCGUGGGAGGAGUUUGAAAACGAGGCUGUCAUGUCUGUUACAUUCCGACCUCCUCACUACAUGCAUAGCAAUCGAUGAGAUCGCGUUCCCCUCCAGAGCGGAGGUGUUGACAGUUGAGGAGACAACACCGUUUUCUUCAAUUGUGAGAGCGUCGGUGAAGAUGAAGUUGACCAUGAGAAGGAGGGAAGUUAUGGUGAGGAAAAGAUGGUUUGUUAAUGAACAGGAGGGGUUCGCCGUGGUCCACUUGAGGAGUAUAAUUGAUAAGGUUGGAGUUGACUCGCGCACACCACAGAUGAAUCUGGAGGAUAUUAUUAUUUUGCUGCUACCAAUGAGUGAAAAUGUGACAUUCAUGACGAGGGUUAUGGAGUUUGAUCCGGAUACAAAUUUGAUUGGUUUUAAGUUGUUGGAGAUGACCGCCGCACGAUUUGGUCUGAUUCAAUUGGGUGAUUUCGAGGCAAUGUUGUCGUCGCCGGAGACAGUUAAAGGGCUAGAGCCUUUGCCGAAGCCUCUGUGA